GCCAUUUUGAACCCUGUUAUACAUACAGUUUUUCCGACUGUGUUUUUGAUUGAAAAGUUAUUCGGGUAAAUAUUUGGAUGAUUAAGAUGGAGCCGCCAAGCGAGUUUGCUGAGAAGCCAGCCACCCAUGACCACCAGCCGCGGCUGAACGAGGUGGCCCAUAAGUUUCUGGCCGACUUGGACGAGGAGCGCCAGCGUUUGUCCGCAGAAUUUCCACUAUGCGCACUGCUAAUCGACGAGGCUGUGGACCGAGUCUACUGCACGGGUCGCAUUCCCGGCAAGGAGUUCUACGCGGAUGUGUACAAGCAGAAGCCGAUGAAGAUCACCCAAAAGGUCUUCGUGCCCGUCAAGCAGUAUCCCAAGUUCAACUUCACUGGAAAGAUCCUGGGACCCAAGGGCAACUCGCUGCGCCGGCUGCAAGAGGAGACCCAGUGCAAGAUAGCCAUCAAGGGACGCAGUUCGAUCCGCGAUCGAAACAAGGAGGAGCAGCUGCGCAACUCGGGUGAUCCGAGGUAUGCCCACCUGCAGAAGGACCUCUUCCUGGAGGUCAGCACGGUGGCCACGCCGGCGGAGUGCUAUGCCCGCAUAGCCUACGCCCUGGCCGAGAUCCGUAAGUAUCUAAUUCCAGACAAGAACGAUGAGGUUUCCCACGAACAGCUGCGAGAACUGAUGGAAAUGGAUCCGGAGUCGGCCAAGAGCAUACACGGACCCAACCUGGAGGCCUACAGAUCUGUCUUCGACAAGAAGUUCGGAGGCAGCAGCAAUGGAGCCCCCAAGUACAUCAAUCUAAUCAAACGAGCUGCGGAAAAUCCGCCCGAAGUCGAUGAUGGGGAGGAGGUGGCCUACGAAUAUGAGCACCGUAUGCCCCCCAAGCGUCCACCCACGGGCUAUGAGUACAGCAAACCACGUCCAUCAAUAAUACCGACAAACGCAGCGGCAUAUAAACGUCCAUAUCCGACUGACAUGAAACGUAUGCGCGAACCGCCCAUCAAGUCCUAUAAGCCCAAUCCGUAUACCAUACUCAAAAAAUAUAAAUAAUAGUACCGAGCUGCGCCGUGCGGAGCUCCGGUUGAUUACGCCACACACCGCUAUAAAAUGAUAACUAAGGACGAUGUUUAUGUUAUAAAGCCCAUUCUGGGAGCACUAUGAAUAUACCUAAACCCUAAUAUAUUCUUGGUCUAACAAGAAGAAAGCAGCAUUUGAAAUGUCGCUAUGAGUGAAUAACGAGUAACAUUUAUAAAAAUGCGUACUUGCGCUAUCAAUUCCCACAAACAUAAUAUUAAUCUUAAUUUAUAAUUCGCAUAAACCUGUUGGAACUGUUGAUGGUUC
This is a messenger RNA of Drosophila takahashii, 1328 nucleotides long. It is a transcript of the gene qkr58E-3, whose product is annotated as quaking related 58E-3. The record is from RefSeq and is a predicted model, not a curated record. Gene Ontology annotation, biological process: regulation of alternative mRNA splicing, via spliceosome. Gene Ontology annotation, cellular component: nucleus. NCBI's taxonomy places the organism in Eukaryota, Metazoa, Arthropoda, Insecta, Diptera, Drosophilidae. Gene Ontology annotation, molecular function: mRNA binding.